This is a messenger RNA of Protopolystoma xenopodis, 1569 nucleotides long. The record is from the annotation of a GenBank genome assembly. Lineage: Eukaryota; Metazoa; Platyhelminthes; Monogenea; Polystomatidea; Polystomatidae.
AUGGUAGUGGUCUCUGGCUCUGAGUGUCUUUUACACGAUAGACUAAAGCCAAACACGAACUCACCGGCGACGCAGGUGAAAGAGUUGACCACUCGCGAUCCGGACCCACAGUUAGUGAGCGCUUUGCUGGUCUGCGGGCACCGGCCGGUCGAGGCUGUGAAUCAUCUGCUUCAGGCGAGCCGGUUUCGUGAGGCCCUCGUACUCCUGCAGCUUCGACUGCCUGCUCAUCUUGGCCAACCGCUUUUCGCCGCCUGUCUUGCCCGCUUGGCCGAGCUGCGACCGGGCAACUCACCUCUCGAUACCAACGGCUUGCCAGAUUGUCUAGCCUGCUACAUUGGCCUCCGGAACUGGCCACGAACCGCCCGCUUCCUUCGCGAGGCUGUUCUACGCUUAGAACAUCGCUUCCAAGCGGCCAGUAGUACUUCGCUCCUCUUAACAGCUAGUCUUGCUCGUGAAAAGGGCAGCCAACUUGUGCCAGCUGUUGAUUCUGCCUCUGCUUCACACUCCAUAGUCGCCACUCUUUCCGACCCCAGUGUCGAAGAGGAUAUCUCAGACCAGACAAAGGCACUGGUCUCGGCUGCCGAGCUGGCUUCAACUCUGGCCGCAGAGCUGCUGGCCACAGGAUGGCUCGAAGUGGUACUGCUGGACAUCAACCAAUUGUCUGAGGCGUUGCUGGUCUCACUGCCGCGGCACGCAUUCUCCUGCCUCCAGGUUGCUUUUCAGUCGACCGAAGAGUCCUUCAGUCUGCUCGACUUCCUAGCGGCCUGGGCCACAGCCUAUCUAAAGAAGCUAAGGCCAUCGCCGGCCCUCGCCGCGGGUCAUCUUAUUCUGUACUACGGCCAUCUACUGGCCUCAGCCCUCCGCUUUGCUCAGCCCCCCUCUCCGUUCUCAUCCGAGGACACCCGAGUCCCGCCGGCCCCAUGCUUCUCCGACGCUCCCAACCUCACUGCCUCUUCUGCCGAAGCAGGGAUAGUCCAAGCCUUGGUAGGUCUCACUCUUGAUCGUCAGUCCUCCCAGCCCAUCGGCCGGUCUGUGUUCGCCCAACUCGCUGUUGAUCUGGCUGUCUGCCAUCUAGUCGCCUAUGCCGACUCGAACUCCGGUGCCGAAGCCGCCGGCACUGGCUUCUCAACAGAUCAAAUAGCCUGUCAUUUAGGGCAACUACGCCAGACCUUGGCUUUGUGCGCCAGGCAGGAUUCGGUGGCUUUGGCUACUGUCUCCACCGCCGUCCGUCGUUGUCUACUUGGACGUGAUUCCUCAGCCCUGGAAUCAGAGAGGGCGCCUCAUGUACAAGCUGUAGUUGAUCUCCUUCAGACCUACGCGAUUAUCAUGCCCAAUUUGGACUCCAAUGACGACUCAAAAUUGGCCACACCACCCAAACGGGUCUCGUUCGUCGGGGCUCAGGAAAAAAUUUUUUUUGAUACCGACAGUGGUCUCGACGAGGAAGAAGUCUUCUCCGGGUCCUUUUUACGUACACGGAGCAGCUUGACUAUCGCCGACCAGAAUGGUCACAAGGAAUCACCAUCCUCAUUACACUCUGAGGAAUUGGCCAACUUCUAUCCAUUACUGUAA